Molecule: messenger RNA, 4244 nt
Organism: Neolamprologus brichardi
Lineage: Eukaryota; Metazoa; Chordata; Actinopteri; Cichliformes; Cichlidae
Gene: ppp1caa
Product: protein phosphatase 1, catalytic subunit, alpha isozyme a
Cellular component (GO): cytoplasm; nucleus
Molecular function (GO): protein serine/threonine phosphatase activity
Source: RefSeq, a predicted model, not a curated record
GCUAGAAACGGCCCUCUUUUAAAGUUCCUGGGGGAAGAGUGGGGCGACCCGGACAAACCGAGGGGAAAAGGGCCAAGAUCGAACUCAGGGGAUAAAUAUUUACACAGAUUUCAACACGGGAGGAUUAAUAUUAAACCGGAUACAAGAAAUCUAAGGUGAGACACAGAAAACCAUCGUCUUGAGCCCGAGAACGUCAGAAAAUAAAGAAAAUGGCGGAGCCGGACAAAUUAAACAUCGACUCUAUAAUUCAGCGUCUCUUGGAAGUCAAAGGAUCUCGGCCAGGGAAGAACGUCCAGCUGACCGAGAAUGAGAUCCGUGGCCUCUGCCUCAAAUCUCGUGAAAUCUUCCUGAGCCAGCCGAUCCUGCUUGAACUGGAGGCUCCCCUGAAAAUCUGUGGCGAUGUCCAUGGUCAGUACUAUGAUCUGCUCCGGCUCUUUGAAUAUGGAGGGUUCCCCCCAGAAAGCAACUACCUGUUCCUGGGUGACUACGUCGACAGAGGAAAGCAGUCACUGGAGACCAUCUGCCUGCUUCUAGCCUAUAAGAUUAAAUACCCAGAGAACUUUUUCCUGCUGCGUGGCAACCAUGAAUGCGCCUCUAUUAAUCGAAUCUAUGGCUUUUAUGAUGAGUGUAAGCGACGGUAUAACAUUAAAUUGUGGAAGACCUUCACAGACUGCUUCAAUUGUUUACCUGUGGCUGCCAUUGUAGAUGAGAAAAUCUUCUGCUGUCAUGGAGGCCUCUCUCCUGAUCUCCAGUCAAUGGAGCAGAUCCGCAGAGUUAUGCGACCCACAGACGUGCCUGACCAGGGUUUGUUGUGCGACCUGCUGUGGGCCGACCCAGACAAAGAUGUGCUCGGCUGGGGUGAAAACGACCGUGGAGUCUCCUUCACAUUCGGUGCAGAUGUGGUGGCCAAAUUUUUGCACAAACAUGACAUGGACCUAAUAUGCAGGGCGCAUCAGGUGGUUGAAGAUGGUUACGAGUUUUUUGCAAAGAGGCAGCUCGUCACUCUGUUCUCCGCUCCCAACUACUGUGGAGAGUUUGACAACGCUGGCGCCAUGAUGAGUGUGGAUGAGACGCUCAUGUGCUCCUUCCAGAUUCUGAAGCCAGCAGAUAAGAAAUUAUAUCCUUACGGUGCUGGGGGAGGAAUGGGAUCAGGGAGGCCGGUCACCCCUCCGCGAAAUUCAGCCAAGGCCACCAAGGCCAAGAAAUAACACCCACUGGGUCCACUUCCCACAACCUGCCACCCCCUGUUGGCCCAAUGCUUCUGUUUUUUGUUGUUGUUUUAUUUCUCCUCCUCUACCUCCCAAACCUUUGUCUCCCUUGUCACCAAACGGCAACAAAGAAACCAACUGUCCAGGGUUCAAUCAUGUUUUUUCUCUCUAAAACUAUUUUUAACUGUUCGUUUGGUUGACUGGUUGAAUUUUGCGUGAAUGAGUGUGUUUAAAAAAAGAAAAAGAAAAAGUGUGAAUGAUGCAGAGGGAGCUUCUGUAUUCUGUACGUAUGUUUUCUGCCUCCUCCUUUGCCCUGCGUUUGGUUUUCCUGUCAUUUUGUAGAGGUGGGCUCUGCCCAUCCUUCAUAUAAGCUCAAACCUUGCAGAAGAGGAGUGAAAAAGGGGUGGGGGGGGGCUUAGCUGUUUACGGUAAGGCCUGCACUGUUUGAUGUUAAACACAAGCUUUUGUACAUCCUGUCUCUGAGGUCCGUGUAUCUCUGUGUUAUGUGAUGGGUCGGGAGGGGGGUGCUGGGUUUUUGGGGAUCAAGUUGCACGGUCAUACGGUAACGGCACAUACCACACACUGGGUGCACGGGUGGAUAUAUGUGCAGGUGAGUCCUUGAAUGAAAUGGAUUCACAAUAAUAUAUAUAUAUUUUUCUUUCCUCUUCCAUUUUUGAAAACCAAUGAUUUCAGUCAUGGAUGUGAAAUAGUUUUGUUUUUUUUCUUCUUUUCUCUGUAGAUAAAUGAAACCAAUGUGGUUUUACUUUUUCUUUUUCUCGUUUUUAGUUCACUGAAGUUGAAUAAAAAAUAACCAUUUAUUUGAGGCAUGCCAUCAUGUUGAUCACUUUGCCAUUGCUUUAUGUUUGUCACGCAUAAUGGCUGUUUUUCUUUUCGUUUUUUUUUCCUCUCUGUGGUACCUUGAAUUGACAGGCGGUGUUUUAUAAGCGAGACUUUCAAAGCGUAGAAGCUAGGAUGUGUAAGUUUGGGUUAGUUUAACACCUAGUGGAAACAAAGUGGCAUUUACACAUAAGUGGAAAAAUCGUGAACAAAUGAACAACACAAAUCUGGUUGAGCCAGACGUUGCUGUUUUUAUCAAAUAAAAUCCUAAAUGUUUAUUUUUUCUAAUGAUUGUUGGCUUCUGAUGCAGCUAAUGAUUAUUUUUGCAAGGCUGAGAGGACCAGGAAGGUAAAUGACAUCACCACGUGCAGUUAACAUGUUGCACAAAUAGGCGCCACUGACACUGCAUCUGUAUUGAACUUUGCACACGAUACUUAAGAUGCCUGCUGAGGAGAUGAGAGAUUUUUUUCCCCCCCACAUUUUCACUGAUUAAAAACAAAAAAAAAAGCAAAACAUAAAAACAAAUGGAGACGAGAUGGUGAUUCAUUCACUCUAACCUUUCAAAAUGCUCCAGCUGAGACCACUUCACUCUUUGUUUUCUAUGAUGAAACGAAGAGUGGGUUUAUUUAAAUGUAAAAACCCACACUGAAUGAGGGGUGCAUGCACGUUUAGCUCGUGUUUUGCCAGUUUUAACACUGAUAUUUGAGAAGAUAAAUAAAUCCAAGGGCAGGGGAGGGGGAUUAUAUUAAUGAUAAUCAUGUGCAGUGAACUCUCAGUGAAUCCAGCGCGAGGCUGAGCAGCUAAUGCUGUGUGGCAGCGAGGUAGAUGAUUAUCUACGCUUCUUAGAUCGCUUUUUGUAAAAUAUGUUGCCCAGAUUGUGGAAUUACUUUAAUUGCUUGUGAGUGCAAUCAUUGCUUUGAGCACGUUCAGAAUUUCUUCUCACUGAAAAUUAAAAAAGAGUCAUAGACAAGAGUUGAACAUGAGCUACUGGGUAUUAUUCAAGUGUACCACCUGCUGCCCCUCUUAUAUAAUCACCUUGACUUGAUUCAGAUUCCAGAUUCAUGAAUUUUUAAUGGGAACCAUCUCUAUUACCUCCUAAUGUUAGAGCUGGUCCACCACCCCCAACCCCCACCUCCUCCGUGGCAAACAGGGUGUUCCCAGUCUAAGCGGGCCAUAGUUCAGCGCAGGCUGUUGUAAACUGCUGGAGAAAUCUCCCUGCAGUGUUUCAGGGUGUCUUACUGCCCUUUUCUGAAACUUUUUUUUUUUUUUUGCAUCAUUGGUCGGUCUGAUUUCAUUCAUCUGUCCUCGCGUUCUCGUGUACACAGUCACAGUCAUCCCAGCCCCACUGCGAUUUCUAUCAAACCCACGUACGUGAUGGCUUUUUAACAGGGGAGAGACAGUGGGACUCCUAACUGCAGCAGAUAGUGCAGAAAAAGGCUGCUGCUGGUGGGGGGAGAGCAUCAUUAGAUUUCAUCGUGUGCUCAUGUCUGAUUCACAUUGAGUAAUUUCAACUCAGGAAGUGAAAUUUAAAUAUAUUCAAAUAAAAUGAUAUGAUUCAUGUACUGAGAAAAAUCCAAGCUUAGAUGCCAUUAUUGCAGAAUAUGUGUACGUGUGAGUGAUUUCAGUUUGUGUUCAUAUUUCAAAGUGGCUAAAUGAAGCUCGGGCUUGGCAUGCUGGCGAAUGGUGCAUGGUGGGUGGGUGGGGAAGCUGAUAUGAUUUACAAAGAGAUCUGAAAAUGUAUGGAAAUUUGUGAUAUUGUAGGAUAACAAAGGGUUUAUACGAGGCUUGAGGCUGUCUCCACAACAGUAAGUGGCUACUGUAAAACGGUCCAAUAAAGGCCACUUCCACUCCCAUUUCAUAGCUGUACAAACGCUUAUGACUUUUUAAAUUGCUUCGCUAUAUUUACAGUUGUUACCUCUAAGAAUCUGCGCUUUCAUCGCUUUUUCUCUCAGUCUUGGUUUUUACUGACAAAUUUAACCCCAGAUACUGCAAAGCUUCUUAGUCUAGGAUUUUUUUAAUCAAUCAGGGAUGUUUUGCACCAUGCACUGUCGCUGGGUAGAAAUAAAAAAUCAUUAGAUUGUUACGAUUAAGAUAACAAAACAACGGAUAUAAAUAGUAUUUUUAUUUGUAUUUCAUUUGUUUUCAAGUCGACCACGAUUUGUCUCUGUUUAAAGGUAGAAAUAAAAUGGAAUUUAUACA